CCCAUACUCUUUCGGAGCAAAUGAGCUAGCCAAUUAUUAUUCUCCCGUGGAGUGCGCACCAUCUACUAAGUACUUUCUGCUCCAGACCAUACGACGAAGCCUCGGAGGACAGCGAGCGCGAAUCUGGCACCACGCGAUUCUUGAAAGAUCAGCCAAUUCCACGAUUGCCCGCCAACAAUGGUCAUGGCCCGGCCAUAUAUGCCUCUGCGGAGCGCCCUUCGUCAAACCACUUCUCGAACUCCAUGCAAACCCCGAGGCGUCUCAGGAUCGUUUCGCAGAUACUUAUCGGAGCAAAAGCCACGCGACCCCAAGCCCUUCACUGUGUGGAAGCCAUACCUACGGCUAGCAAUCGGUGUUCCGUUCAUUGCUGCCCUCAUUUAUUCAAUGAUGACAGGUGAAGUGACUGAGCUUGACUCGCCGUCGAUUGUAGAACUCGAUGAGGCAUUGAAGAAACAAGCAGCAAUCAGCGAGACGUCACCUAUGCGCCUGCGCAUGGAGAAGUUGAUCAAAGAACACCAGCAGAAGAUUGUGCAAGAACUAAGCAGAAUAGAUGGAAAGCAGUUCAAAAGCGACGAAUGGACGCGCCCUAACGGAGGCGGUGGGAUUUCCUGCGUUCUUCAGGAUGGUAAUGUUUUCGAGAAAGCUGGGGUCAAUGUAUCAAUUGUCUACGGAGAGUUGCCUCGCCCCGCUAUCGAAAAGAUGCGAGCUGAUCACAAGUCCUUUGUCGGGGCUGAUGUUGAUUCACUGAGUUUCUUCGCUGCUGGACUUUCUCUGGUUCUGCACCCACACAAUCCUAUGGCGCCGACAGUCCAUCUGAACUACCGUUACUUCGAGACGUCAGACCCCAAGGAUCCAAUCAAUGGUGACAAGAACUGGUGGUUUGGAGGUGGCACUGACCUGACCCCGACCUAUCUCUUCCCUGAGGAUGCCAAACACUUCCACCAGACAAUCAAGGAUGCUUGUGACCGACACGAUGCUACAUAUUACCCCAAGUUCAAAGCCUGGUGCGACAAGUACUUCUACCUACCUCACCGCCGUGAGUGCAGAGGCGUCGGUGGUAUCUUCUUCGAUGAUCUUGACGCUAGCUUCUUAGAGUCAUCAUCCACCUCAUCACAGAAUCCGCAGGAGACGCUCUUCUCGUUCGUGUCGGAUGGGCUCGCUUCUUUUCUUCCGUCCUAUGUUCCCAUCAUUGAGCGCAGAAAGGACAUGCCUUUUACACCCGAACAGAAAGAGUGGCAGCAGCUUCGUCGAGGUCGCUAUGUGGAGUUCAACUUGGUGUACGAUCGUGGUACCAGUUUUGGUCUCCGUACCCCAAAUGCUCGAAUCGAAAGUAUUUUGAUGAGUCUUCCUCGUACGGCAAGUUGGGCCUACAUGGAUCCAGUGUCUGGGACCCGCACCGAGGAACUUGACUCAGAGGAAGCGCUGCUAACUAAAGGAAAAGAGCAUGAGAAGGAGAUCAUGGACGUCUUGAGACAUCCCAGACAAUGGGUCUAAGGAUUAUACCGGUGGUUUUUCAUUCUCACUUUAUUGUACACUACGAGCUG
Molecule: messenger RNA, 1544 nt
Organism: Aspergillus saccharolyticus JOP 1030-1
Lineage: Eukaryota; Fungi; Ascomycota; Eurotiomycetes; Eurotiales; Aspergillaceae
Gene: hem13
Product: coproporphyrinogen oxidase
Exons: 2
Coding region: 178-1494 (438 amino acids)
Cellular component (GO): cytoplasm; mitochondrial intermembrane space
Molecular function (GO): coproporphyrinogen oxidase activity
Source: RefSeq, a predicted model, not a curated record